CACAAAUCUCAGAACUAGAUUUUACCCUGGGCUGGGAAGAGCUGGAACUCAGCAAGAGCAGCUGCACUAAGAGAUGUGGGCGGGACGACGUGUGGAGGAGCUGCAGAGCCCGGCGUUCACUGUGGAUAUCGACGUGGCGAAGAGGAAUGCGCAGCGCAUGAGAGAGCGCUGCCGGGCCCUGGGCGUGACCCUGCGGCCUCACAUGAAAACCCACAAGACCCUGGAAGGUGGACGCCUCAUGACCGAGGGCACGCGGCGGAGGAUCGUGGUGUCCACCCUGGCCGAGGCCCGGUUCUUUGCGGACGGCGGCUUUGACGACAUCUUGUACGCCUACCCCCUGCCUUUCGACAAGGUGGACGAGUGCGUCGCCCUGGCGGAGCGGCUGGAAGCCUUCCACGUGCUUGUGGACAGCCAGGACGCCCUGGCCCUGCUGAAGGCGAGGACUUUGCACCAGAACAAGCGCUGGAAGGUGUGGCUGAAGAUAGACUCUGAAAACGGCCGAGCCGGGUUGAGACAUACUGAUCCAGCAGCCCUCGGACUGGCUAAGGCGAUCGCCGAGGGAACAACGGAGCUGGCCGGGAUCUACGCGUAUUGCGGCAACUCGUACAACUGCCACGGGUUGUCCGAAAUCCAGUCUGUGGCUGAAGCCACCACAGGGUUGACCCUGAACUUCAUGGACAGGCUGCAGGAAGCUGGGGUCAGCUGCUCCGUCUGUAGCAUUGGUUCAACUCCAUCCUGCAGCCACCCCGUCCCCGAGAUGGGCAAGAUCAGUGAAGUGCAUCCUGGGAACUAUAUCUUCUAUGAUGUCCAGCAGAUGAUGAUUGGUUCUUGCCAACUGGAAGACAUUGCCGUCCGGGUCCUGACAAGGGUGAUAGGCCACUAUCCCCAUCGCAACCAGCUGCUGGUGGACUGCGGUUGGACCGGCUUGAGCCUCCAUAGCCUUGGCCAACUUCCAACGGGUUAUGCCCUGGUGGAUGGCCACCCCGACCUCAAGUUGGUGGAGAUGACCCAGGAGCAUGGCCGAAUCGAACCCAUCGCAGGCAAGUUGGAUUUCGCCAAGUUCCCCUUGGGCAGCCUCCUGGCCUUGAUUCCCUACCAUGCCUGUGCAACAGCUGCCAUGCACCCACUUUACUACGUCCAUAGCAAGGGCCUGGUGGUGGAGACCUGGAAGCCAGUCAGAGGCUGGUAGGAAGAUGUGGUGAGCAAAGUUUGCUAGAAGACGGCUCAGCCACGAAGAUCUCUCUGAAGAUUGAUGGACGUGAUCUUUAUGCCCAGGCCCUGUUACCAGGAGUGGUUUGAGCUCUUCUCUAGUUCAGUAAAACUGUGCUCACAUUAAGUAGGGUGACCGUAUGAAAAGGAGGACAGGGCUCCUGUAUCUUUAACAGUUGUAUUGAAAAGGGAAUUUCAGCAGGUGUCAUUUGUAUAUUUGGAGAACCUGGUGAAAUUCCCUCUUCAUCACAACAGUUAAAGCUGCGGGAGCCCUGCCCUCCUUUGUUUCUGGUCAUUCUAGCAUAGCUCCUGCAGCUUUAACUGUUGUGAUGAAAAGGAAAUUUCACCAGGUUCCCCAUAUAUACAAAUGACACCUGCUGAAAUUCCCU
Molecule: messenger RNA, 1598 nt
Organism: Elgaria multicarinata webbii
Lineage: Eukaryota; Metazoa; Chordata; Lepidosauria; Squamata; Anguidae
Product: D-serine dehydratase-like
Exons: 8
Coding region: 74-1189 (371 amino acids)
Biological process (GO): D-serine catabolic process
Molecular function (GO): D-serine ammonia-lyase activity
Source: RefSeq, a predicted model, not a curated record